AUGUCAACAAGAGGUGGCUUCGUACGCCUCACAAUUCUGGUGACGGCGUCCCUCUUCGCGAUCCUCCUACUUCUAAGUGCCCUGCAGCGAACGGAUGAACUGAAGCCGACGACGAAUGGAUUAGGAGGAGAUUUGUUUGUGGCAAAGGUGACCCCACCACCGGUCCAUCACCUGGAAGAGCCCAUAAAAGAGGAGCUAGUGCGGCAGUUGGAACAAGAACUGCCAGAGGUGGACUAUGGGUUCUGGUACCAUUGGGCCAAGCCGAUGGUAUACCAAAAGAAUGCAACCUGCGCCCCCUAUCCCGAUCCCCUGGAUCUUCAGCUGCACAACACCUACUGGCAGACGUUUGUCAACUCAAAUGUGACCUUUCGCCUGUAUGCCGCCUAUUUCGACAGAAGGAAGGCAUUGAAGUUGCCCACGGUGAGGAUUUUGGUGACUGCCAAUCAGAUUGGCGAUAAAUUUCCACCCACCCACUGCCAAUUGUGGUACGAGGGAAUGCGGGAGCCCGUUUUCGUGGCCGUCACUGAGUUCCUGAGCGUUUGGGUGAAGGCGUGGGGCAGCAAGCGGUAUCUAAACUAUCCCCACCUGCUAAGUUGUCCGAUACCCAGAGAAUUGCCGCCAGGCGCUGUGGAAUCGCUGCCCCAAACGGUGUCACUCGUGUCGAGGAUCUGCGAUAAGGCGAGUAAUUCGUUGAGAGUAAAUGUUAAUCAGGCAGCGGCAGUGGUGACCCCUCAAAAUAUCACCAAGGGUCAUCAAAAUCUAACCGAGACUUCCCCCUUAAACUUUGGAGUUUGCCUCAAGGGCUUCGACUUUCCCUAUGUCGAUCUAUCGGAGCGACUGAUUGAGUGGUUCGAACUGCAGAGGAUUUUGGGGGCCUCCAGGAUCUACGCCUAUAUGUACGAUGUGCAUCCGGCGGUUCAAAGGGUACUCGAUUAUUAUCAGCGAACGGGAUAUCUGGAGCUGAGACCACUGACCCUGGCCAAUGGAAUACCCCGUUUGAGGCACUACCAGCAUAUGCUGCUUCAGCAGCGAAAGCAGGAGAAGCGAUUGAACGAGCUGAUACCCUACAACGAUUGCUUCUACAGGAAUCUAUAUCGUCACGAUUAUCUGGUGAAUGUGGAUGUGGAUGAGGUGAUAAUGCCGCUGGGUGAGAAUCGCAAUUGGGAUCAGUUGGUGCAGAGGGCUCACGAAAUGGAAGUGAAGAAGGGUGGCAAAUGUGCUGGACGCUUUCCCGCCCUGUGCUUCAUCAAUACGUACUUUACAAAGGUCGCUUCCGAGAUGAGUAAUCACGAGGAGCAGGCCAUUGCCGGGGAGCUCUUCGUACUGCAACACACUCAAAGGUUUAAAAACUACUCUUUACCUGGUAGAGCCACCAAGUGCUUUCACAACGCUCGUCUCUCGUUGACGCUGCACAAUCACUUUACGCUGAAAUGGCUGCCCGGCGGCUGUAAUCCCCGCACUGUGGACACAUCGGUGGCCCAGAUGCAGCACUAUCGGGAGCCGGAUAAGCAGUAUAACCUCACCGAUCUCGUCGAGGAUCGCAGCGUGUGGAAAUUUGCCACCGAACUGCGUUCAGCAGUGGAGCAGGUGUGGCUCCAUCUGGACGAUGUGCUGGUGCAGGCCCAAAUCGGCGAUCCCGAGGAGCAGCUCGAGCUGGAGUCACUCGACCAGGAGGGCGAUGAGCUGGAGCAACAGCCUCUUCCGCAAUUUCCACUAGCUCCGCCGCAGCCGCCCGUUUCUUAG
This is a messenger RNA of Drosophila takahashii, 1743 nucleotides long. RefSeq lists its product as uncharacterized. Gene Ontology annotation, molecular function: glycosyltransferase activity. The record is from RefSeq and is a predicted model, not a curated record. Lineage: Eukaryota; Metazoa; Arthropoda; Insecta; Diptera; Drosophilidae. Gene Ontology annotation, cellular component: cytoplasm.